Molecule: messenger RNA, 618 nt
Organism: Seminavis robusta
Lineage: Eukaryota; Bacillariophyta; Bacillariophyceae; Naviculales; Naviculaceae
Source: the annotation of a GenBank genome assembly
AUGAUGAGUUCUGUUCUGUUGAAGUCGCUGGCGAAAAGACCAUUGAGCAUCCCUAGCGCCAAGGGUAGCUUUCCAGCUGCUGCCGUAUCAUCCUCCCUGGAUAACACUAUCCAAAAAUACUGUCACUACCACACGGACACCAAUUCACAGUCCUCUGAUGAUCGCAUCUUUCCCGUCUACGUUCAUCACGUUUCAAAAGUUGUUCUGAAGCACCUGCAGGAUUCCAGGUCAAACUGGCUGGUAGAGCAAGGCUUGGAUAAAGGAUUGCAUGUUAACUCGAAUGGAACCUUUAUGCUGACCUUCCCACCCACUGAAAAAGGAUCUGGAGGUAAACUUUGGACAAGCUACGAUGCCGCCACGAGACAGCAUUGGUUGUCCGUGUACCGACAAAAGUUCAAUGCGAGGUUUUUGCUCAAGCAGUCCACAUGCAAAAUGACGGGCGCUCAAAAAAUGCGGAAUAUUCAAAAGACGAUUCAAGAUCAUCAAACCGUGGAAGACCAAAUUCGUUUGGUGGUAGAUCAAAUGGUGCGACUGGUUCCUCCUCAUAUUAUUGCUACCAAGGAAGAAAAUCAAGCUACUACUGAAACAGCAACCACCAAUGCUGACCAAGCAUCCUGA